Molecule: messenger RNA, 894 nt
Organism: Xyrichtys novacula (pearly razorfish)
Lineage: Eukaryota; Metazoa; Chordata; Actinopteri; Labriformes; Labridae
Source: the annotation of a GenBank genome assembly
AUGAACUCAACUCAGCUGCUCGUAUUCACCGUCAUGAUCAGUCAGCUCGGAGUUCUGAGUGUUCUGACGGUCUUUUCAGGUCCAGUUCUGGUUCAGAAGCAGGUUUGUGGAUUUUUCCUCCAUUAAUAAUCCAAACAUCAUCAUUUCACAGAGUAUUAAAGGGAUAUUCUGUCAUAAAACUCAUUUAGGGUCAAACACACCGUAACACUCAGCGUAAGAGACGUGGGGACAACGGCGGGCUUCAUUCGAGGAGAGAGACGAUUCUGAGCGAAUCAGAGAUUUGAGCCUCAGAGUCCAGACUGAACAGCAGGAGGACUGAGCUUCAGAUAAAACCCUCUAACUGCUUCCUGAGCCAAGAGCCGGUCUGUUGUGUGUUCAGGAAGAGGUCCAGUUCUUAACGAGGGGAAGAGGACACAGCUCUCAUCUUUUUUUCAUGGCGUCUCCGGACUCUUCAGGGUGAUAAACAAGAACUGUGUGGAGGAGGCCUUCAGCCGAGAGCAGGCCUAAAUCAGGAACUGUUGCACGGCAGAUAAUAUGAGCUGGAGGAGGAGGAGGAGGAGGAGGAGGAGGAGGAGAGGGGAGCUUCUGCAGAGGUAAAAAUCUGCUCCAUGAGGAGAGAGAGUCACUGCUGCGGCGGACGUCCAGAGAGGUCCCUUCAUUAGCCUCCGUGUCCCUGUUCUCUCUUCACGCCUCUCUCGGUGUCCUGCUCGCCCUCCGCAGAGCGAUGGGGAGGGCUCUCUGAAUAGCAAUAACGGCGGCCAGCAUCAAUCCAUCUUCUACUUCAUUAAGGCGGCGGCGGCGUUAUUGCUGAGCCGUAAUGAUUCCACAGAUCGGCCUCCCAUCGGCUCUCUGCUUUCUUCGGCGUUCGGAGAUGUCAUAAAAGAGAACACAUGA